AUGGGAACUAAGGGCCUUGUUCAUGUCUUUCUUGUCUCAUUUCCAGGCCAAGGACAUGUCAAUCCUCUACUUAGACUCGCCAAACGCCUCGCUUCAAAAGGCCUUCUUGUUACUUUCUCAGCACCCGAAAUUUGUGGUGUAGAAAUGAAGAAAGCCAACCCAAAAAUCAGCAAUGAACCUACUCCAUAUGGUAAUGGUGUGAUAAGAUUUGAUUUCUUUGAAGAUGAAUGGGAUCCUUCGAAGCCCAAUGGCAAUGAUUUGGAGAUGUAUAUACAACAUCUUGAGAUACUAGGCAAGAAAAUACUCCCAAUAAUGAUCAAGAAAUACGCGGAACAGGGCAGCCCUGUUUCGUGUUUGAUUAAUAAUCCUUUUGUCCCUUGGGUUUGUGAUGUUGCUGAAAGCCUUGGCAUCCCUAGUGCCAUGCUUUGGAUACAAUCUGCUGCUAGCUUUUCAGCUUAUUAUCAUUAUAGUCAUAAUUUAGUUCCAUUUCCUAGUGAAACACAACCUCAAAUUGAUGUUCAAUUACCUUGUAUGCCUUUGUUAAAGUAUGAUGAAAUUCCUAGUUUUUUGCACCAUUCAAGUUCAUAUACUUUCUUGAAAACAGUCAUUUUGGGACAAUUCAAGAAUAUAUCCAAACUUACCUUUAUACUUAUGGAAACAUUCCAAGAACUUGAACGUGACGUUGUUAAUCACCUCUCCGGAAUAUUUCCUAUCAAAACUGUUGGUCCUCUAUUCAAAUACCCUAAAGAAGUAGCUCCUAAUGAUGUCCAAGGUGAUUUUAUGAAGGUGGAAAAUUGCAUAGAUUGGCUUGAUACAAAAUCAACAUCCUCUGUAGUGUACAUAUCCUUUGGUAGUGUGGUCAUGUUAAAAAAUGAACAAGUGGAGGAAAUAGCAUAUGGGUUGUUGAAUUCAUUGGUGAAUUUUUUGUGGGUCAUUAGGCCACCUACUAAAGUCCAAAAUUUUGAUCCAAUAUUGUUACCUAAUGGAUUUCUAGAGAAAGUAGGAGAUAAGGGGAAAAUAGUGCAAUGGUGUCCACAAGAACAAGUGUUGUCCCAUCCCUCGGUGGCUUGUUUCAUGACACACUGUGGAUGGAAUUCGACUAUGGAAGCACUUUCAAGUGGCAUGCCCAUUUUGGCUUUUCCUCAAUGGGGUGACCAAGUCACCGAUGCUAAGUACUUAGUCGAUGUUUUCAAAACUGGACUUCGAUUAUGUAGAGGUGUGGCUGAAAAUAGAAUUAUUCCGAGGGGAGAAGUGGAGAAAUGUGUAAGGGAGGCUAUGAAUGGGCCAAAGGCGUCGGAGUUAAAAGAGAACGCGUUGAAAUGGAAGAAGAAGGCGGAGGAAGCGGUGGCAGAGGGUGGCUCCUCCGAGAGGAACCUGCAAGCUUUUGUGGACUAUGUUAGAAGUGAAUGA
Solanum verrucosum is the source of this 1410-nucleotide messenger RNA. RefSeq names its product gallate 1-beta-glucosyltransferase 84A24-like. Lineage: Eukaryota; Viridiplantae; Streptophyta; Magnoliopsida; Solanales; Solanaceae. Bases 1 to 1410 code for a protein of 469 amino acids. The transcript has a single exon. Gene Ontology annotation, molecular function: UDP-glycosyltransferase activity. The record is from RefSeq and is a predicted model, not a curated record.